CGCAGCACCGACACCAUGUGGAUCCAGGUGCGCACCAUGGACGGGAAGGAGACCCACACCGUGGAUUCACUGUCCAGGUUGACCAAGGUAGAACAGCUGAGGCGGAAGAUCCAGGAGCUGUUCCACGUGGACCCAGGCCUGCAGAGGCUGUUCUACAGAGGCAAGCAGAUGGAGGAUGGCCACACGCUCUUUGAUUAUGAUGUCCGCCUGAAUGACACCAUUCAGCUCCUGGUCCGCCAGAGCCUCGCGCUCCCCGCCAGCCUCAAGGAGAGGGACUCGGAGCUUUCAGACACAGAUUCCGGCUGUUGCUUGGGCCAGAGUGAGUCGGACAAGUCUUCCACCCACGGUGAGGCAGCUGCUGAGACAGACAGCAAGGCGGGCGAGGAUACGUGGGAUGCGACGGAGCUGGGCCUGUACAAGAUCAACGAGUAUGUGGAUGCUCGGGACACGAACAUGGGGGCGUGGUUCGAAGCGCAGGUGGUCAGGGUGACAAAGAAGGGACCGUCCCAGGAUGAGCCCUGCAGCUCCACCGCCAGCCCAGCUCUGGAAGAAGACGUCAUUUAUCACGUGAAAUAUGACGACUACCCGGAGAACGGGGUGGUCCAGAUGAGCUCCAGGGAUGUCCGAGCUCGUGCCCGCACCAUCAUCAAGUGGCAGGAGCUAGAGGUGGGCCAGGUGGUCAUGCUCAACUACAACCCCGACAACCCCAAGGAGCGGGGCUUCUGGUAUGACGCGGAGAUCUCAAGGAAGCGGGAGACCAGGACGGCGCGUGAGCUGUACGCCAACGUCAUGCUUGGGGAUGAUUCUCUCAAUGACUGCCGGGUCAUUUUCGUGGACGAAGUCUUCAAGAUCGAGCUCCCAGGCGAAGGGAGCCCUAUGGUGGAAAACCCAACGAGACGGAAGAGCGGGCCCUCCUGCAAGCACUGCAAAGAUGACGUGAACAAACUCUGUCGGGUCUGCGCCUGCCACCUGUGUGGGGGCCGGCAGGAUCCUGACAAGCAGCUCAUGUGCGAUGAGUGUGACAUGGCCUUCCACAUAUACUGCCUCUGCCCGCCCCUCAGCAGCAUCCCCAGCGAGGCCGAGUGGUACUGCCCCGAGUGUCGGAAUGACACCAGCGAGGUGGUGCUGGCAGGAGAGAAGCUAAAAGAGAGUAAGAAGAAGGCUAAGAUGGCAUCCGCCACGUCGUCCUCACGGCGGGACUGGGGCAAGGGCAUGGCGUGCGUGGGGCGCACGAAGGAGUGCACCAUUGUUCCAUCCAAUCACUACGGACCCAUCCCGGGCAUCCCCGUGGGCACCAUGUGGCGGUUCAGAGUUCAGGUCAGUGAGUCAGGUGUUCACCGGCCUCACGUGGCGGGCAUCCACGGCCGGAGCAAUGACGGGGCCUACUCCCUGGUCCUGGCUGGGGGCUAUGAGGACGAUGUGGACCAUGGGAAUUUUUUCACAUAUACAGGUAGUGGUGGUCGAGAUCUCUCUGGCAACAAGCGGACUGCAGAACAGUCUUGUGAUCAGAAACUCACCAACACCAACAGGGCUUUGGCUCUCAACUGCAGUGCCCCCAUCAAUGACCAAGAAGGGGCCGAGGCCAAGGACUGGCGGUCGGGGAAGCCAGUCAGGGUGGUGCGCAACGUCAAGGGCGGCAAACACAGCAAAUACGCCCCUGCCGAAGGCAACCGCUAUGACGGCAUCUACAAGGUCGUGAAGUACUGGCCCGAGAAGGGGAAGUCUGGCUUUCUCGUGUGGCGCUACCUUCUGCGACGGGACGAUGACGAGCCAGGCCCCUGGACAAGGGAAGGGAAGGACCGGAUCAAGAGACUGGGGCUGACCAUGCAGUAUCCAGAAGGCUAUUUGGAAGCCCUGGCCAACCGAGAGAAGGAAAAGGAGAACCGCAGGAAAGAGGAGCAGGAGGAGGAGGGCUUCACGUCCCCCAGGAAGGGCAAGGGCAAGGGCAAGUGGAAGCGGAAGUCGGCAGGAGGUGGCCAGAGCAGGGCUGAGUCCCCGCACCGGACCCCUAAGAAAACCAAGGUGGAGCCCUACAGCCUCACAGCCCAGCAGAACAGCCUCAUCAAAGAGGACAAGAGCAACGCCAAGCUGUGGAGCGAGAUCCUGAACUCGCUCAAGGAUGGGCCGGUGAGCGCAGCCGUGUUUCAGAAGUUCCUGAGUAACGUGGAGGAAACAUUCCAAUGUAUCUGCUGCCAAGAGCUGGUGUUCCGGCCCGUCACGACUGUGUGCCAGCACAACGUGUGCAAGGAUUGCCUGGACCGAUCCUUCCGGGCCGAGGUAUUCAGCUGCCCGGCCUGUCGCUAUGACCUAGGUCGGAGCUAUGCCAUGCAGGUGAACCAGCCGCUGCAGAACGUCCUCAACCAGCUCUUCCCUGGCUACGGCAACGGCCGGUGA
This is a messenger RNA of Cynocephalus volans (Philippine flying lemur), 2394 nucleotides long. It is a transcript of the gene UHRF1, whose product is annotated as ubiquitin like with PHD and ring finger domains 1. Lineage: Eukaryota; Metazoa; Chordata; Mammalia; Dermoptera; Cynocephalidae. Gene Ontology annotation, biological process: negative regulation of gene expression via chromosomal CpG island methylation. The transcript has 16 exons. Gene Ontology annotation, molecular function: protein binding; ubiquitin protein ligase activity. The coding region runs from base 16 to 2394 and encodes 792 amino acids. The record is from RefSeq and is a predicted model, not a curated record.